Pogona vitticeps (central bearded dragon) is the source of this 2509-nucleotide messenger RNA. The record is from RefSeq and is a predicted model, not a curated record. Lineage: Eukaryota; Metazoa; Chordata; Lepidosauria; Squamata; Agamidae.
AACAUCAUUACUGAUUUAUUUCAAAUUAUUUGUAAACCAGUUCCUUCGUCAAACUGGUUUAAAGUGAAAUUGUGAGUGGGCCAUAACAGGUGAAAUUGCAAAGGAUGAUGAAUCGGAGACAAGAACAGAAUCUGAGAAAGCUGACAUGGAGGAUGGUGAGAAACAAGAUAAAAUAAAGGAUGAUGUAUACUUUGAACAGCUGGAAGUUGAAGAGCCCAGGAAAAGGAAACGAAGACAUGGACAAAAAAUAGAGAGACCUGUUGCAGUUAUGGCUAAUUUUUUUAAAGUACUAGAAGUUUAUCAGACAAAAAUGCUGCACUGUUUGGCCAGAAAUUUCUACAAUUUACGAUUUCUUGCACUCUUUGUUGCCUUUGCCAUCAACUUUAUUCUGCUGUUUUACAAGGUUACAGAAGAGCCAUUUGAAGAAAUGGAAGAUUCUGAUUUAUGGCAUUCUUUAGAUGAGGAUGAGGAUGAAGAUGGACUGGUGUUUUUUGUAUUACAAGAAAGUACGGGCUAUAUGGCACCUGCACUGAGAGCUUUAGCUGUUAUUCAUACAAUCAUCUCUUUUGUUUGUGUUAUUGGAUACUACUGUUUAAAGGUUCCCCUUGUUGUUUUCAAGCGGGAAAAAGAUAUUGCGAGGAAGCUAGAGUUUGAUGGUCUAUACAUCACUGAACAACCCUCGGAAGAUGACAUUAAAGGACAAUGGGAUCGCCUAGUCAUAAACACUCCCUCAUUUCCAAAUAAUUACUGGGACAAAUUUGUGAAACGAAAGGUAAUCAACAAGUAUGGUGAUUUAUAUGGAGCAGAACGCAUUGCAGAACUCUUAGGUUUGGACAAAAAUGCUCUGGAUUUCAGCCCAGUGGAGCACACUGAAGUCGAGGAAGCAUCUCUUGUUUCAUGGUUAAGUUCUAUUGAUGCCAAGUACCGUAUCUGGAAGCUUGGUGUAGUUUUCACUGAUAAUUCCUUUUUGUAUUUAGCUUGGUACACAACCAUGUCUAUCCUUGGUCACUACAACAACUUCUUCUUUGCUGCUCACUUGCUUGAUAUUGCUAUGGGUUUUAAGACUUUACGUACCAUCCUGUCUUCUGUAACCCACAAUGGAAAACAGCUCGUUUUGACUGUUGGCCUAUUGGCUGUAGUGGUAUACCUUUACACAGUUGUGGCAUUUAACUUCUUUCGCAAAUUUUACAACAAGAGUGAAGAUGAAGAUGAGCCAGAUAUGAAGUGUGAUGACAUGAUGACUUGUUACCUGUUCCAUAUGUAUGUGGGUGUAAGAGCAGGUGGUGGCAUUGGAGAUGAAAUUGAAGACCCUGCAGGAGAUCCAUAUGAAAUGUACCGAAUUGUUUUUGACAUCACCUUUUUUUUCUUUGUCAUUGUCAUCCUACUGGCAAUAAUUCAAGGUCUGAUUAUUGAUGCCUUUGGUGAAUUAAGAGAUCAGCAAGAGCAAGUAAAAGAAGAUAUGGAGACCAAAUGUUUUAUUUGUGGAAUUGGUAACGACUAUUUUGACACAACUCCCCAUGGGUUUGAAAUGCAUACUUUACAAGAGCACAACUUGGCGAACUACUUGUUCUUCCUGAUGUAUCUUAUUAAUAAGGAUGAAACUGAGCACACUGGACAGGAAUCAUACGUAUGGAAAAUGUACCAAGAAAGAUGCUGGGAUUUCUUCCCAGCUGGAGACUGCUUCCGUAAACAGUAUGAAGAUCAACUUGGCUAACCCUGCCAGCAAGGAAGCUACUGCACUCAGUCCGUAUAAAUCAAGUUCUUACCAUUUAAUGGCAUACUGUAGACAGUAACACAUACAACAAAUUGGUUUGCUUAAUCUUAUGGGGAUCUAGCUGGGAUUCUUGCACCUGGCUAAAACAGGCCUUACAUUGUCUGGAUGUCAGUAGUCUAAUUCAGAAAUUAUUUCAGAUAACCCUUUACAAAAUAGGAACUAGUGUAGCUGAAAGGGCUGAUAUCUUGUUAUAUGCACAACAUCUGCAACUUAAGAACUUGAAUGUCAGAUGACAAUGCCUCAAUUACUGAACUCCUUAUGGUGUAAUUAAACAAUAUUUCAUCAAGCCUUGUUUUCCCCCAUGCCAUUUAUUAGUAAAAUGACACAGGCAGAAUGUUUGUAAUUCUUCUGUGCUUAAAAACUUUCAAUACUUUAUCAUCCUUAAAAAUCCUAGUUAAGUGCCUUAAAUUUUCCUGACAUAGCUAUGCAAGAGGUUCUUUAAAAAAAAGAAAAAAGAAAUACUGACCUUUUAGACUGACAUUUUUGGUUAAAUGUUGUGUUGCUUUUUUGUCUUAUUGUAUGAAAUACUUGAAAGUUAGUUUCAUGUCUGCUUCAAAACAGCUAUUAGAUUCAUCUGGUUCAAAACAAAAUGCCCCCACAAUGUCUCACAAUCUUAUGAAAGUAUAUUUUGGGCCAAAUAGAAAUAAUGCUUUCUGAUCAGCUAGUGGUAAAGUUGCUUUUCUUUCUUUAUGUGUUUUUCAUUGAAAUAAAAGUGCCCACUGCAAUAAAGCAUUU